CUCUCGCUGCACCGAGAGCGGCCCCGGGGCCCCGGCUGCUGUCAGCAGAGAGCCAGGGCCGGGCGUGAGGGAUGCAGCUCCCAGCCUCGGCCAGUUCAACCCAGUAUGGAGUUAACUGGCCUUCUCCCGGUGCUGGCCUGGCUGCAGAUCUUCCCCCGGCUGGUGUCAUCCGAGGGGACCGAGGAACCCAGUUCAUCACCUGACCCCCUGCGGCCCCCCACACUCUCUCUGGGCUCCCAGGACCCUGUGUAUUACCAGGGGGAGCGUGUUAGCCUCACCUGCUCAGCUCCCAGCGGCAAGGCAGUGACGGGAUACAGAUUCUACAGGAGAAGAGGGGACCAGACCCCGGAGGAGCUCCAAUCUCCCCCCAGAGCAUCCCGGCUGGAGCUCAGGGCCGAGACGGGGAACCAGGGACCCUACACCUGCCAGUACUGGAGAAAGGAGUCUGGGCAGAAGAUCCCAUCCAUGGAGAGUAACAAGGUCUAUAUAACGGUGCAGGCCCCCCUGGUAGCCCCCACACUCUCCCUGCACCCCCCACACCCGUUCUAUCUCCAUGGGGAGCGUGUGACCCUCAUGUGCUCAGCUCCAGGGGACAAGAGGCUGCAGGGAUACAGGUUCUACGGGGAACAGGAGAGGUUGAUCCAUGAAGAGGUCCCCGCCCCAGAUGGGGGUGCCAGGCUGGAGAUCGUGGCCGAGAUGGGGAAAGCCGGGGUGUAUACCUGUGCGUACUGGACCCUGCGAUCUGGGAGACAUAUUCUGUCAGAAGGAAGCCGGCUAGUGUCCCUGUCAGUGCAAGCCCCCCCGCCGGCUCCCACGCUCUGGCUGGAUCCCCCGAACAACGUGUAUCUCCCAGGGGAACGGGUCAACCUUAGCUGCUCAGCUCCCGGGGCCCAGGAAGUGACAGGCUACAGAUUCUACAAGCGACAGCCAGAGCAGGGCUCUGAGGAGCUGCCAGCGUCCCGGGGGGGACCCCGGUGGGAGAUCCGGGCUGCGGUGGGGGACGAAGGACCGUACACCUGCCGGUACUGGAGCAGGGGGCCCGGACGAGAGCUCCCCUCGGGGCUCAGCCAGCCCAUCGCCAUACGCGUGAUGGCCCCCCCGCCGGCUCCCACGCUCUGGCUGGAUCCCCCGAACAACGUGUAUCUCCCAGGGGAACGGGUCAACCUUGGCUGCUCGGCUCCCGGGGCCCAGGAAGUGACAGGCUACAGAUUCUACAAGCGACAGCCAGAGCAGGGCUCUGAGGAGCUGCCAGCGUCCCGGGGGGGACCCCGGUGGGAGAUCCUGGCUGCGGUGGGGGACGAAGGACCGUACACCUGCCGGUACUGGAGCAGGGGGCCCGGACGAGAGCUCCCCUCGGGGCUCAGCCAGCCCAUCGCCAUACGCGUGAUGGCCCCCCCGCCGGCUCCCACGCUCUGGCUGGAUCCCCCGAACAGCGUGUAUCUCCCAGGGGAACGGGUCAACCUUGGCUGCUCAGCUCCCGGGGCCCAGGAAGUGACAGGCUACAGAUUCUACAAGCGACAGCCAGAGCAGGGCUCUGAGGAGCUGCCAGCGUCCCGGGGGGGACCCCGGUGGGAGAUCCUGGCUGCGGUGGGGGACGAAGGACCAUACACCUGCCGGUACUGGAGCAGGGGGCCCGGAAGAGAGCUCCCCUCGGGGCUCAGCCAGCCCAUCGCCAUACGCGUGACGGAUCCCCCCAGGAAGCCCUCGGUGUCCCUGUCUCCGGACUAUCUGGCCUAUGUGGCUGGAGAACGGGUGGAAAUUAACUGCUUGGCUCCCCCCGGUGCCUCCCCGGUGGAGUACGGGCUCUACAAGAAUGGGGAGCCGGUAGGAUCCCUGCUGGGAGACACUGGGACUUGGCUGACGGAUCUUCAAGUCAAUGGCACCAGAAACGCCACCCGCUCCUUCUCCUGCAUCUACACGGAGCUGAUCCAGGGGAGGGCAGUGCCCUCCUAUGCCAGCGACCCCGUCUCCGUCUCCGUGUUCCUGGCGCUGGCCUCCCCGUCCCUCCGGCUCAUCCCGUCCCUGCCGCUCUACAUGACGGGGGAGACGGUGUCGGCCGAGUGCAUCAUCCCCAAUGGGACCUAUGUCCCCUCGGCCCACUGGGUGCUGCGAGACGGGAAGCCCCUUCCAGAACCGCCAGAGCCCCAGCUCCCCCUGAACGUCACCCCCAGCGACAGCGGGACCUACCGGUGUGGGUACAGCACAGAGCUCCAUGGGCGCCACCUCCGCUCACCGCUCAGCAACCCGGUGCCACUGAGCGUGACUGAUCCCCCUCCCCAGCCAGAGCUGAGCAUGGGUCCCCCGUCCGGAGUCGUGAGCGAAGGGCUCCCCCUGCUCAUCACCUGCAUGGCCCCCGGAAACACCAGUGAGAGGAGGUUUCACUUCUACAAGGACGGAGCUGAGAUCGUCCCUGGGGACACAGGGUCUGAGAUCAGCACCACAGAGCCCAGCACCGGCUCCAUGAACUUCUCUGUGCUCAGCAUCCCACGGGCUGGUCCCAAUAACGCUGGGGAAUUCAGCUGCGGGUACGAGGCGAACAUGGGCGGGAGGUGGAUCCCAUCCCCCAGGAGCCAGGCUGUGAACGUCACCGUGACAACCUGGUCUCUGCCCAUCCCCGUGGUGGCUGGGAGCGGUGGGGCUGCCAUGGCUCUGGCUCUGCUGCUGCUGCUCGUCUGCCUCUGCAGGAAGAAGAAGGCAGCUACCCACCGGCUCUCCACGUCCUACUGGAAGAGCCAGGAGCUGCGCCGGUCACGGAUAAUGAGACAGUCGACCGACAUCUCCGGAGUCAAUAUAUGUUUCCAGCAGACGACCAAGGGGGGCUGGCCCCAGGCAGCGUCCCAGGACUGGGGGCUGCUCCCCAAGCUCCCAGCAGAGGGGCCCAGGCCGGGGCGAGCGGCGGGGGGGGCAGCACCCCUUAAAGGCCAGAAGGAGGAAGACGACGCAGACUCCGGGGCUGAGUUUGAAUUCCCAGACAUCGAUCCAACGUACACGCAACUCACGUUCUCCUGCUCCACCUUCCGCCAGGGCCAGGGGCUCUCGGCCUCCCUGGAGCACGUGUGCAGCACCCCUGACCUGUGACCACGGCACCCCCCAGCCCCGACCCCUGCCACUGGGGAUUGCUCUCCAGCAACCUUCCUUCUGCACCCCACCGGCUGCAAGGGGCCUAGAGGUUACAGCAGCUGGGGGCCAGGACUCCUGGGUUCUAUCCCCGGCUCUGCAAGGGGACUGGGGUCUAGUGAUUAGAGCGGGGGGGGGGCUGGGAGUCAGGACUCCUGGGUUAUAUUCCCAGCUCAGGG
This is a messenger RNA of Chelonia mydas (Green sea turtle), 3296 nucleotides long. Its product is annotated as Fc receptor-like protein 5. Lineage: Eukaryota; Metazoa; Chordata; Testudines; Cheloniidae. Gene Ontology annotation, biological process: cell surface receptor signaling pathway. The coding region runs from base 106 to 3078 and encodes 990 amino acids. The record is from RefSeq and is a predicted model, not a curated record. The transcript is spliced from 15 exons. Gene Ontology annotation, molecular function: transmembrane signaling receptor activity.